This is a messenger RNA of Phlebotomus papatasi, 2110 nucleotides long. RefSeq names its product cytochrome P450 306a1 (gene phtm). The coding region runs from base 69 to 1532 and encodes 487 amino acids. Gene Ontology annotation, cellular component: cytoplasm; intracellular membrane-bounded organelle. Gene Ontology annotation, molecular function: oxidoreductase activity, acting on paired donors, with incorporation or reduction of molecular oxygen, reduced flavin or flavoprotein as one donor, and incorporation of one atom of oxygen; heme binding; iron ion binding. Lineage: Eukaryota; Metazoa; Arthropoda; Insecta; Diptera; Psychodidae. Gene Ontology annotation, biological process: xenobiotic metabolic process. The transcript is spliced from 5 exons. The record is from RefSeq and is a predicted model, not a curated record.
CUCAGUGUUAUUUUGAGUGCUCCAGAGAGUGGUUAUCUUGUGAAUAAAGUGUGAUAGGGAAGUCAAAUAUGAUCACUAUACUUUGUGCGAUUUUCGUGGUGAUGUUGGUCAUCUUCUUGACUAAACUUUACCUGCAGAGAGAUACUCCACCAGGACCCUGGGGAUACCCAAUUGUGGGAUCACUGUUGGCUCUCGACAGUCAAAAGCCCUACAUCACUUUGACGAAGAUGUCCAAGAAAUAUGGAAAGAUCUUUGGGCUGCGUUUGGGAUCAAUUUACACGGUGGUUCUCUCAGAUGCAGCACUAAUUCGCGAUGUUCUGAGACGCGAAGAGUUCACUGGAAGAGCACCUCUGUACCUAACCCAUGGUAUUAUGGGUGGCUACGGUCUUAUUUGUUCCGAGGGCAAUUUAUGGCGAGAUCAUCGAAAGAUGAGCAUCAAUUGGCUCAAGAUGCUGGGAAUGGCCAAAUACAAUGAGAAUCGCAACAGUCUCGAGACUAGAAUCAUCAAUGGUGUCAACGGAAUGAUAAUUGAAAUGAAUGGACAAAUUGGGAAAGAGAUGGACUUGAUGCCAAUUCUGCAUCACCAUUUGGGGAAUAUCUUGAAUGACUUGAUCUUUGGCGUCAAGUACACCAGUGAUGACUCAACGUGGAGGUAUUUGCAGCACCUCCAAGAGGAAGGAGUCAAGCACAUUGGAGUCUCCGGUAGUAUCAACUUCCUGCCCCUGCUGCGGUACAUUCCGACUUUCAGGCGCAGAAUUAGGUUUCUGCUGGAGGGAAAGGCCAAGACUCACAGGAUCUAUGAGGAUUUGAUCACCAAAGCGAACACUGAUGGACGGAAGGACAACGUUCUAGGGCUCUAUUUGCAGGAAAAGGCGAAGAAGAGCUUCCAAAUCAGUAACAACGAUGAGAAGACUUGGAGCGAUGAGCAACUGAAACACGUUCUGGCGGAUUUAUUUGGAGCUGGACUCGAUACAACUAGCUCAACCAUCAGAUGGAUUCUGCUCUUCGUUGCAAGAAAUCCUGGAGUUCAGCAGAACAUUCAUGAGGAAAUGUCUAAGAAACUAUCCGGCCCUCCAAGACUUCAAAACUACGAUGAUUUGCCCUAUUUACGAGCCUGCAUCGCCGAAGGUCAGAGAAUCCGAUCCGUCGUUCCUGUUGGAAUUCCACAUGGAACUAAGGAAGAGACUAGAAUUGAUGGCUACAGAAUUCCCAAAGGAACAAUGAUUGUUCCUCUUCAGUGGGCAGUUCACAUGAAUCCCCAAAUUUGGUCAGAUCCAGAAAAAUUCUCUCCAACCCGUUUCUUGGACGAAAACGGUCAAUUCCAGCCUUCUCAGCACCUGAUACCUUUUCAGAGCGGAAAGAGGAUUUGUCUUGGAGAGGAAUUAGCCAAGAUGAUCAUGUUCCUCUUUGUAGGCAACAUCCUCUACAACUUCAAUCUAAGCCUGGUAAUUGAGGGAGAUCUGAGUGGAAAUUGCGGGAUAACUCUAACACCUCCUGCGCACAAAAUUAUUGCCAGCAUUCGAAAAUUCUAAGACAUUAUUUUACGUAUUAAAAAAAAAGUGAUUAGCUGAAAAAUUAGUUGUAGAAUAGAUGAAUAAUUAUACCUGGACAUUAAAGCUCUAUUAACUGUAUAGGGGAAGGCUUUCAAGCUUCGCACAUACUCGAGCACUUCUUGUUUUUUUUUCCAUAUUCCUUUAAUAAAUCUGACCGAAAUGUGUGACUUAAAUCUGGGUUUUUAAAUAUAUAUUGCUACUAGGUCAAAUUCAAUAAAAGAAUGUGGAAAAAUAUGAAAUGUUUGAAGCCAGAAUGUGUGCGAAGCUUGAAAGCCUUCCCCUAGUUAUGUUUGUCUACUGAUUUUUAUGAUUAACCCAAAUUUAAAAUAAGGCUAAUUUCUUCAGGACUUUUGAUCAUGAAAACUUCAUCCAUCCACCGCAAGUAGACCUAGAGAUUCGCAUAUUUUGUAUCAAUUUAGAAAUAAAGAGGGUCCUUCUUACCUGUAACACAAAUUCUAUAAUUUGUUAUUCUCAAGAAACCUGUGCAAGACUGAAUUUCACUCUUUCAUUGCACAAAUGAAUAAUAUUACUCUCUUAAUAAACUUAAUAAAAACGGA